Messenger RNA from Nanorana parkeri, 927 nucleotides. RefSeq names its product taste receptor type 2 member 40-like. The record is from RefSeq and is a predicted model, not a curated record. Lineage: Eukaryota; Metazoa; Chordata; Amphibia; Anura; Dicroglossidae. Gene Ontology annotation, cellular component: membrane. Gene Ontology annotation, molecular function: bitter taste receptor activity; G protein-coupled receptor activity. Gene Ontology annotation, biological process: sensory perception of taste; G protein-coupled receptor signaling pathway; detection of chemical stimulus involved in sensory perception of bitter taste. The transcript has a single exon. The coding region runs from base 1 to 927 and encodes 308 amino acids.
AUGGAAUUCUCCCUCCAUAAGUUAUUGCUAAUGGUGAUGCUUGCAGAGUGCUUUGUGGGGGUCGCCUUCCAUAUAUUCAUUGUGUCUUUUCAGUUCCUGAGAUGGAAGACAUUGAAAUCCCAGAAAACCUACAACAAAAUCCUCACCUGUUUGGCCAUCUCCAGAAGCUUUCUGCUGCUGCACGUGUCUUUGUUCUACAUUCUCUACCUUUUUUUCCCAUGGGUGCUUGGUAGUAUUAUUUUGAGGUCAGCCUUUUUGGUAGAAGUUAUGUUGCUAAACAACACCAACCUCUGGAUAACCACCUUCCUGUUUGCAUUCUACUGUGUGAAGAUCACAACCUACAACCAUACCAUUUUUAUCUACAUGAAGACCAGGAUCUCCAGACUAGUCCCUCACUUUAUUCUGGGUUGCUUCCUGGUUUCUCUGGUCUCCAGCCUUCCGUUUGGUUGGUGCGUCUUCUACUUACCACAGCAAAUUUCAGCCAACAUGACAGUGAACUUUUCCAACAUGACCAUGAACAACCUUUUUUAUAAAGAAAAUGCUCACAACAUGCUAAUGCUGUUCAUUGUGGGCUCCUUUCCACCAUUUGUCAUAUCUUGUGGUGCCAUCUACCUGCUGAUUCGAUCUCUUUGGCACCAUGCCAGAGAGAUGAUAAGCACCGAGAAAGGUUUUCAAGGCCCGAACAUUGAGGCUCACAUCAAUGCUGUCAAGAUUAUGUCUGUUUUCCUGUUUGGCCAUGUUCUGUAUUUCGUAUGCAUGAGCAUGUUAUUCUCUGAUGUGAUACAUGAAAGCAACCCAUGGAAGAUGAUCAAUGCAAUUGUAGUAUUUGCACUUCCAAGUCUCCAUUCGGCAUUCAUCGUCUCCAGCAAUGUUGAACUAAAGCAGUCACUUACAGAAAUGUGGCAUGGUCUUAUAAGGUGUUUUUAA